This is a messenger RNA of Oreochromis niloticus (Nile tilapia), 904 nucleotides long. Its product is annotated as nuclear cap-binding protein subunit 2-like. Gene Ontology annotation, molecular function: RNA cap binding. The coding region runs from base 99 to 386 and encodes 95 amino acids. Gene Ontology annotation, cellular component: nuclear cap binding complex. Gene Ontology annotation, biological process: mRNA cis splicing, via spliceosome. NCBI's taxonomy places the organism in Eukaryota, Metazoa, Chordata, Actinopteri, Cichliformes, Cichlidae. The record is from RefSeq and is a predicted model, not a curated record. The transcript has 4 exons.
CCAUCGCACCAUCUUGCAGGGGUUUGUUGUGACAAGUGGGUCCAGCACUCAUUUCCAACCGUGAUUUCUGUCAGCCCUGAUGACAAAGAUAUCAUGACAUGGUGCACUUAUCCACUCACUCAGAGGGAACAAGGCAUUUUAAAUCACAGGUGCACAAGCUGUUUUCUAAAAGUGGAGAUGUCACACGUAUCAUCAUUGGCCUGGACGAAACCAAGAAGACUGCUUGUGGAUUCUGCUUUGUCGAAUACUACACCUGUGCAGAUGCAGAGCAUGCCUUGCGCUUCAUUAAUGGCACACGGCUGGAUAACAGCAUCAUCAGGACAGACUGGGAUGCUUCAAGGAUGAAGGCAGUUCGGUCGUGGCAAAUCAGGAGGACAGGUAGGUGAGAGAUGAUUACGACCCAGCGAGAGACAGUUACGGUAACUGGCUCAGCAGCAUCGACCCGCAGAGGGGCGCAAUAGUUUUUAGAAUAAACACCACAGCAGUCUGCCUGGACUACAGAGUCCCAGCUGUUAGUCCUGCUCCAGAUUAACUCUCCCACAAGGUCAAGCAAGCUACCACAGAUUAGAAGUUUUGUCAUGAAAGCCCUCUGCAGCAGUCCAGCUCGGACUACUGGAUCCAGGUGUGAGCAAAUGUUAUUUAUUUGUUUUUGAGGCCUGGUUUUUGCUCUGCCUGUCUCUGCAACUACACGGUUGACAUGUGAUAUUUGUUGAUGUUUAUUAUUCUGUGUAAAGAAAUGCCAUUGAUUUUCCUGCAGGCUGGAAAGGCUCUGAUAAAGUUGUCUUGAUUUUCUGUGUCAUGUUCAAAUAACUACCUGAAGUAGUGAAGAUGCAGUGCUGUUCCAUGAAUGAAAUUUUGUCCAAAACUGUGCAUACUUUUUAAAAUAAAGUCUUGUUUUUUGAAA